Fukomys damarensis (Damara mole-rat) is the source of this 657-nucleotide messenger RNA. Its product is annotated as histone H4. Bases 145 to 516 code for a protein of 123 amino acids. Gene Ontology annotation, biological process: nucleosome assembly. Gene Ontology annotation, molecular function: protein heterodimerization activity; structural constituent of chromatin; DNA binding. Lineage: Eukaryota; Metazoa; Chordata; Mammalia; Rodentia; Bathyergidae. Gene Ontology annotation, cellular component: nucleosome. The record is from RefSeq and is a predicted model, not a curated record. The transcript has 2 exons.
AAGGAAAAGCAGCGAGGGGGCGGGGCAGCUAGGCCGCUUCCCGCCCGCGCUCUUUCAGUCUUCAAAUUGGUCCGAUCCCGGCGCAUAUUAGCAGGGAGCCGCUGUCGUCCUGGUCAGAGGUUGUCCUUCCUCAGCAGAGCAGCUAUGUCUGGCAGAGGUAAAGGCGGGAAGGGUUUGGGUAAAGGUGGUGCUAAACGUCACCGCAAGGUCCUACGGGACAACAUCCAGGGUAUCACAAAACCCGCGAUUCGGCGUCUCGCCCGCCGUGGCGGCGUUAAGCGCAUCUCCGGCCUCAUCUACGAGGAGACUCGGGGCGUGUUGAAGGUGUUCCUGGAGAACGUCAUCCGCGACGCUGUCACCUACACCGAGCACGCCAAGCGCAAGACGGUCACCGCCAUGGACGUGGUGUACGCCCUCAAGCGCCAGGGCCGCACCCUGAAAGAACCAGAAGCCCCAUGUGCCAGAUCCAGUAAGGUGGUUGAAGACAUAAUGAUGUUUCCAAUGAGCGGCAUGUGACAGCAAUAUUUAGUUUUAAUCACCUUGUCAAGACAUGUGAAAAUUACAGAAUACGAAGUAAUGUGAUUUUUUGCAUUAAUAAAUGCCUUUCUCUUAUCCAUUUCAAAUAAAGAAAUGGCUGGGGGAUAUUUCAUAUCUCAU